AUGAAUAAGUGGUGUAGCAUACUUGUACACUUAUCCAGUGACCCUUAUUUUUCCAGAAAUUCGAUAAAUCUUGGCCAUAUAAUCGAUGUAUUGCUGAGAGAUUACGAUAUACACUUGUUGCCCGAAGCAAACGGAGUUAACGUCACCAUUGAAUUGCAUGUUCAGGGAGUAACAGGAAUUUCUGAAAUCACGGGUGAUUUCGAAUUAGAUAUAAUGUACAGUGAAAUUUGGCAAGAUCUGCGCCUCAGUUUCAAGGAUCUCAGCGUAUGUGCAACAAAUAUCACUUUGAAAAGUGAUUUCCGCAAAAAAAUUUGGACGCCAGACACGUGCAUCAUUAAUAGCAAAAAUGCUGCUAUACAUUCAUCACCAUCAGAAAAUACUUUUAUCAUUUUAUAUGAACAUGGAUUGCUUUGGAAUAACUUCAGGCUCAAGGUAAAAGCUCCAUGCAAAAUGGAUUUAAAAAUGUUUCCAUUUGAUUCGAUUCAGUGUCAACUUGUCUUUGAGAGUUAUUCAUUCAACACUGAUGAAGUGCGAUUAUUUUGGCAUGAUACACCAGUAACAUUGAUGGAAAAAGUUGAAUUACCAGAUUUCGAUUUGACUGGUUGGAGCACUGAUCAUCAACGUGUUGAUUAUCCAAAUGGUGAAUGGGAUCGUGCUUUAGUUAAAUUUACAUUUGCUCGUCGUUAUGGGUUUUAUUUAUUCCAAUCGUAUUUUCCCACUUCACUCACAGUUAUCAGUUCAUGGGUCGGUUUUUUCUUCGAUGUUCGAUCAGUUUCGGCGCGGAUAACACUUGGUGUAUCGUCAUUACUUGCAUUAACGUUCCAGUUUGGCAAUGUACUUCGUCAUUUACCAAGAGUCAGCUAUAUCAAAUGCCUUGACGUUUGGAUGAUUUUUUCGGUUAUAUUUAUAUUUGGCACACUUGUGGAAUUGGCAAUUGUUUGUCAGUUAAACAGAUGGGAACGUGAGAGACAAAUUGGGUCAAAAGUUUUGGGGCAUUGGCUAAACCAAACCAGUUCUAAUGCUAACAAGUGCGGUGAAUGA
Messenger RNA from Dracunculus medinensis (Guinea worm), 1041 nucleotides. NCBI's taxonomy places the organism in Eukaryota, Metazoa, Nematoda, Chromadorea, Rhabditida, Dracunculidae. The record is from the annotation of a GenBank genome assembly.